AUGUUCUCCGGAUACCCGACCAUUUUCGCCGAGCCAUACGAAUUUCGCCCUGAGGGCUGGCUGGAAGGUCAGGUCAUUUCUGCCAUGAAGCAGGCAUACGUACCCUUCAGCAAAGGCUCCCGAGCGUGUCUUGGAUCAAUCGGUGUCGAUGUCCAUUUCACAAUUCAUGGCCGGUCGCCACCGGUGCGAGAUGCUAUCAUGCUACAGAGGGUGUUGAGAGUAGGCCAGACGGGCGAGCUAGCAAAUAUUACUCAAAGGCCUUGCUGUCAAAUAAUUGGGCGUUCGAGUAAGGAACAGCUUGCUUAA
This is a messenger RNA of Pyricularia oryzae 70-15, 306 nucleotides long. RefSeq lists its product as uncharacterized. The record is from RefSeq and is a predicted model, not a curated record. Bases 1 to 306 code for a protein of 101 amino acids. The transcript is spliced from 2 exons. Lineage: Eukaryota; Fungi; Ascomycota; Sordariomycetes; Magnaporthales; Pyriculariaceae. Gene Ontology annotation, molecular function: oxidoreductase activity, acting on paired donors, with incorporation or reduction of molecular oxygen; heme binding; iron ion binding.